CGCACAAACUUGACUUACAGCGCUCUUCAAAUUUGAGAUCCUUAUAAGAUUUCUUCACAAUGGCGCUGCGCGAGUUCAAGGCCCCUGUCAGCUAUGAGAAGCAGCAACACGCCUUCCAGGAGUUCUUGACAGGAUUCAAGACAUCGCCAGAGCAAACCAUCACAACUGCACUAGGCAAUAUCACCAUCGGAGAAGAUGACCUCGACGACGAGUACGAUUUAAUGGAGGAGGAUGGGCAAGAUGCGAACCGGCAACAAGCGAAGGAGCGCCGUGCUCCUCAGUACAAGUACAAGAAUAUGCUGCAGCAACUCUCCGAUCGAACGAUCGACGAGGCGACGAUUGAUCUUGACGAUUUAGCAACCUGGGAGAACCAAGCGUUCGAUGGUGAGGACAGUAUGAGACUUGUUGAUUCCAUCGAGAUGAACACAAAACACUACGUCGAAAUAUUUUCCCGAGCUGUGGAUGAGGUCAUGCCUCCAAUGAGCGCAGAUGUGAACUUCAAGGACGAUGUUCUCGACGUGUUGAUGGCUCGACGACAAAUCCGAAACCGAGAACUGGACGAAGCCGCUGAGCGAGACCCUACUGCUGCAGAUGACAAGUUCCCUGCCGAGCUCACUCGCAGGUACACCCUCGUGUUCAAGCCCAGGACUAGCACCUCAAGCCAAUCCUCAAAAGCUUUGGCAGUUCGACAAGUGCGCGGCGAGCACUUGGGUCAUCUUAUUACCAUUCGCGCGAUCGCCACUCGAGUUUCUGAUGUCAAACCCAUUGUUCAAGUCAGCGCCUACACUUGCGACAGAUGUGGCUGUGAAAUCUUCCAGCCUGUUACUGACAAGCAAUAUGGCCCCUUAACUAUGUGCCCCUCCGAGGACUGCAGGCAGAACCAGGCCAAGGGUCAACUCAACCCUUCUUCAAGAGCCUCAAAGUUCUUGCCUUUCCAGGAGGUCAAGGUCCAGGAGAUGGCCGAGCAGGUCCCAAUUGGUCAGAUUCCUCGAAGUCUUACCGUCCUCUGCCAUGGCACUCUUGUCCGCCAGAUUAACCCUGGUGAUGUUGUCGAUAUCUCAGGCAUCUUCCUUCCCACCCCUUAUACAGGUUUCAAGGCGAUGAAGGCUGGCCUGCUCACCGAUACUUAUCUCGAGGCACAUCACGUUCUCCAACACAAAAAGGCGUACAGUGAGAUGAUUGUUGACCCCACACUGGUCCGCCGGAUUGAAAAAUACCGCCAGACUGGCCAAGUCUACGAACUGUUGGCAAAGUCGAUUGCUCCCGAAAUCUUCGGACAUCUUGAUGUCAAGAAGGCUCUUCUCCUUCUACUUAUUGGUGGUGUGACGAAGGAAAUGGGAGAUGGAAUGAAGAUUCGUGGCGAUAUCAACAUCUGCUUGAUGGGUGAUCCUGGUGUGGCCAAGUCUCAGCUCCUUAAGUACAUUUCAAAGGUCGCCCCUCGUGGCGUCUACACUUCAGGUCGUGGAAGCAGUGGUGUCGGUCUCACGGCUGCUGUUAUGCGUGAUCCUGUCACGGAUGAAAUGGUUCUCGAAGGUGGUGCUCUCGUCCUGGCCGAUAACGGAAUCUGCUGUAUUGAUGAGUUCGACAAGAUGGACGAGACUGACCGUACUGCCAUUCACGAAGUAAUGGAACAGCAAACAAUUUCCAUUUCAAAGGCCGGAAUCUCAACAACCCUCAACGCCCGCACCUCUAUUCUUGCCGCCGCUAACCCUGUUUAUGGACGAUACAAUCCUCGCAUCUCCCCUGUCGAAAACAUCAACCUCCCAGCUGCGCUCUUGUCCCGUUUCGAUAUCCUAUUCCUGCUUCUUGAUACCCCUACGCGCGAAACAGACGAACAGCUUGCCAAGCACGUUGCGUUUGUGCACAUGAAUAGCCGACAUCCCGAUAUCGGCACUGAUAAUGUUGUCUUCAGUCCUCAUGAAGUGCGAUCCUACAUCGCUCAAGCGAGAACAUACCGACCUGUUGUUCCUGAAACUGUCUCUGAGUACAUGAUCAAGACAUACGUACGCAUGCGAGACCAGCAGCAGCGCGCUGAGAAGAAGGGCAAGCAGUUUACCCACACAACCCCUCGUACCCUCUUGGGUGUUGUCCGUCUGGCCCAGGCCCUGGCCCGACUUCGAUUCAGCAAUGAGGUCACUCAAGACGAUGUUGAUGAGGCUCUCAGACUAGUCGAGGCUAGCAAAGAAAGUCUGAACAAUGAUCUUGGCAUUGGUCGAGCGCGCAUGGAUCCCAGCAGCAGGAUUUACAAUUUCGUCAAGCAGCUUGCUGAUGCCGGCCAAUGCCGUCCCGAAGAUGCCGCUGGCGAGGAAGAGCUCGGUAUUGAGCUGAGUAUGACGCAAUUAAAGGCGCGAGUCAUCGCCCAGGGCUUUACCGCCGACCAGUGGUUCAACGCUGUGCAAGAGUAUACCUCCAUCGAUCUCUGGCAAACCACCAGGAACGGUGCAAGACUGGUAUUUGUCAACAGCGACCCUGAUAACGACCAAGAGGAUGACAUGGACUUCUGAGAACUGGGCAUGUAAUGAAGUGAGAUGUUCUAUGUAAAGGUCUGGCGUUUCGGCAUAUGAAGGUAGAUGAGAAUAGUCUGCUGGUAGAGCUCUGUCAAUGAUGAGAAUUAGGCAUGAAGUCUCUAUCACAACAAACACCAACCAAUAACUCAGCUGUAAUACACAAGCAUAAAGCUUUAAUUGUUCCUAUAGCACAAAUGGUUUGCAAAGAAGCAAUGCAUAUUUCGGGUUUCAAACACCAGUAUUGUACAUUUCUAGAAUACAUUUACAGCCUCAUUUGCAUCAA
Molecule: messenger RNA, 2790 nt
Organism: Fusarium odoratissimum NRRL 54006
Lineage: Eukaryota; Fungi; Ascomycota; Sordariomycetes; Hypocreales; Nectriaceae
Product: minichromosome maintenance protein 7 (cell division control protein 47)
Exons: 5
Coding region: 60-2504 (814 amino acids)
Biological process (GO): DNA replication initiation; DNA strand elongation involved in DNA replication; double-strand break repair via break-induced replication
Cellular component (GO): MCM complex; nucleus
Molecular function (GO): single-stranded DNA binding; ATP hydrolysis activity; single-stranded DNA helicase activity
Source: RefSeq, a predicted model, not a curated record